Messenger RNA from Cetraspora pellucida, 1077 nucleotides. Lineage: Eukaryota; Fungi; Glomeromycota; Glomeromycetes; Diversisporales; Gigasporaceae. The record is from the annotation of a GenBank genome assembly.
AUGGAAAGAUAUGCAAACGAUGAUAUCUUAACAGCUUUAGGAAAGCUAAAUAAUACAUUUUUUGUUGAAGAUUCAAGCUCUAAAAGUGAACUAAUUAUAUCAGACAAUAAAAUUAAAUCAGAAUCCGAUAAUGAUAAAAGCUUUAAUAGCUUUAAUAAAAUAUAUCUAAAUAGUUAUGAAUAUAUAAAUAACCCUGAUAAUUAUAUUGAAGACAAAGCUUAUGAUGACUUAAAAUUAAAAGUAAAAGAGUUUUUUAAAAAUAGAAAAUGUACAUGUUACCCUAAGUGCUUUGAAAAAAUUGGAUAUGAACAUUUUCUUGCACAUCAAAUAGAAUUUGAAAACUUAAGCAAAAAUAUACGUGAUUUGGUUGUUAAAGGACAGCUAAUGGCUUUUCAAAAAGAUGAAAAUACAAAAAAAGUUACUACAACUAACAGAAAGUACUUACAGUUCAAUUAUUGUUUUAAUAAUAGUCUUUCAGUUUGUUAUACUACAUAUGAAGUCCUUGUUAGAGUUAAUCACAAAUAUAUUGAUGCUAUAAUACAAUAUCUAAAAGAAUAUAGCCUUGAUGAACGCAUUUAUAGUAAUACAGUAUAUCAUGAUUAUAUACAAGCAUUUAAAGCUGAGUAUCCAAAUAAGACACAUAUUAUAGCUGAAUCAACUUUUACUAAAUUAGAUAUUCAGUAUGCAAAUGAACAGGAAAAAAAAAUUGAAAUUAUUGAAAAUUAUUUAGCAGAUCUAAAUCUAGCAAAAGAAGAGCAUGAUUACUAUAAUGCUAAUAUUAAGCUUGUAAUUAAUGAUGGCACUUGUAAUUUAAAUCAAACUAAUAUAGAAUUUAAAUUUUUUAAUGACUAUACUCAUAUAGCAUAUUAUUGGACUCAAAACAUAUUAGUUCCUUAUUCAUUGCAACAAAUUGGGUCUCUGUUUUUUAAAAGUUCUCACAAAAUAUAUUUAUUUGGAGUUUGUAAUAUUGGUAAUUAUCCUCAUACAGAGCAAACUAAUUAUGUAAUUGAUGAAGGUAAAAUGCCUAAUAAUGGUAAGCAAGGAAAGAGCAUGAAUUGUAUAUUAAGUUUAGUAUAG